Molecule: messenger RNA, 366 nt
Organism: Striga hermonthica
Lineage: Eukaryota; Viridiplantae; Streptophyta; Magnoliopsida; Lamiales; Orobanchaceae
Source: the annotation of a GenBank genome assembly
AUGGCUGCUGGUCACCGCGAAACGGUCUUGCAUGUGGUUCGUGAUUGUCCAUUCGUGAAAUCCUUGUGGCAGCGAUUCCUCCCGGCAGGCCAUGGCGCGGAUUUAUUAUUUGAGCAGCCAUUGCGGCAGGGGUUUAUACGUAAUCUUACACAUGCUCGGUUGGGCUCGUACACGAACUGGGCUAGCCUAUUCUCUAUCGUGGUUUGGAAAGCAUGGGCAUGGCAAAAUGAUCGCAUAUUCAAUGGUCGUACCGUGGGUUGCGAGACGAGGCGGGUGGAGGUGCUAAAUCGUUUGCAGUCCUACAUUCAUUCCUCACGGAGUUUCGACAAAAUGGGAGCUGAAAUGGAUCGAUUCGAGUCUCGUUGA